AUACACCUCGUGCGCGAAAUUCAGAGCUGUCAUUUCUUUGGAGAAAUCCCUCGUAGCGUUCUGUUUCUGUGAACAAGGAUUUAGUGAAUAUGUCUGAGACAGAGGACACCCAUGAAGAGGGGGGAGGAGAAGAAGAAAUGGAAAACGAUGACCAGCUUGGAGAAGAAGAGAGCGUAGAAGAAGAAGAGAAAAUUCCAGAUAAUCCUCUGACAGAAGAAGUUAUUGGAGAGUCCAUUUCAUUGCUAUGUAAAACUGGUGAUGGUCUUGCUCAUGCCUAUGUUAAGCUGGAUGUUAGUGGGAGGGAGCUAACGGAUAUCUCUCUGCUUAAAAUGUUCAUUCAUCUUCGCUACGUGGACGUCUCGCGCAAUAACCUGAGGGACCUUUCUCCAUUGAACACCCUGUCUCAUCUGCUGACACUAAAGGCUGAUUACCUAAAGGCUGAUUCCAAUUCCCUCACCUCUGUCAAACUGGAAGGGAUGCAGUUCUUACAGCUGGCCAGUUUUAACAGCAAUAACAUUAAAAGUGUAGAGGGUAUUUCAGAGAGUAACUUACCGCUACUGGAACACUUGAGUUUAAACUUCAAUGAAAUUUCCCAAACAACUGGUAUGGAUGCCUCAAAGUUACCCAGGCUUCACACGCUGGAGAUGCGAGGAAACAAGCUUGAGACCACUAGUGGAAUUUGCCUGCCAAACUUGAGAAAUCUCUUUCUGGGAGCUAACACAAUCAAGAAUCUGGAUGGUUUAGAGAGGUUGAAAAGUCUGACCACUCUACACAUGAGGGAUAACCAGCUUGAGAGUUUGAAGGGCUUCUCAGAGAACCUAAAACAACUUCAGUAUGUCAACUUCAGGGGAAACAAUGUGGCCAGCAUCAAAGAAGUGGGACAUUUGAAAGUGUUACCUAUGUUGAGAGCUCUUGUGUUAGCUGAGAAUCCCAUUGCUGAGGAGGAUGAUUAUAGACUGGAAGUGCUGAUUGCUCUCAGAAAGAUUGAGAGGUUAGACAAGGAUGAGUAUACAGAUGAGGAAAGGACAGAGGCAGAGGAGAUCCACGAACAGCGGAAACUCGAGGAGACAAACGAGCAGGAACAAGAGAAAGAGGAUGUAAAUGAGUCUGAGACUGCCCAGGAUGAGAGCGCUCCAGAACAGUAGUUACCUCCCUUUCUGUGGGAGUGUAUACAGCCAUUGAAGAAGAAGAAAGGAGGCAUUGGAGAAGAAGAGUGACACAUCAACCAACAGAAUAUAAAGAGUACCAAACUUCAUGGACCAAUCAUCAUUUCACAGCAGCAAUUCAAUGGCCUAGAUUCCUUGACCAGAUGUGACCAGUACAAUUGUUUACAUGCUUGCAAGAAUGAACAAUGCGGUUUGGGUGGAUGUUUAGGAAGUAAUUUUGUGCUACCAUUAAAGAAAAGGUUUGAUUAGGUUCAUUGUGAAACAGGAGCUGACUGUGAAAAAAGUGAAACAGUACACAAAUGUUUUGAAUGGAUAGACUAUUUUACAUACUAAAGCCUGUGAAGUUCUCAUGAACAAGAACUGUUUCUGUGAGUACCCUUUGGACAAAUAACAGUGGUACUGUUGCUUCCAGUCAUUUGGUAUUGGAAGAAAAAGUUUGUGUUCACUGACUGCUUCUUGAUGAAACCUAUUCGCUAGAGUAUUGUGUAUGAGCAUCUUGACUUUGCAUCUUCAUCACCUGACAGUGUAUUUUUUACUCAUCAUGAACAGUUACUUCUGACAAGUUCUGUGAGGAAAUAUGUGUCCUGUAAAAUAUGAUGGUUAAAUUAGUUACCAGGAAGUUAAAUAGAGUGAAUUAGUCCUUAAUAUAACUGAAAAUUCUGUGAUAUAUUUUGUUGUGUACAUAUAUUGACAAUUUUUAUUGAUUAUGUGGACUUAAUCAUUCUUCAGUAAAGACAUUUUAUGACAGCUGAAUGUGUCUUGGAUUGCUUUGUUUUUCAUAAUACUUACUCACAAGAAUAACCAGGUUCGGUUUGAAACAGUUUUAAACAGUGGCAAAGAAACUUUUGACAUUUCCACAAAUAAUGUCAAACUAACCUAAAGCUACUUCUGAAUUUAAGCUGCUUUUAUGGGGCAGCACUCCUAACCACAAAGCAUACAAGUUGUGGGUUCAUUCCCAGCUUUGGAUAGGACAGUUGGUGGAGGCCUUGGUGACAAUAGGAGGUUAACACUGCUCAUGUGUCAGAUGUCUUCCACCAAUAUGGCAUGUUAGUCUGUACACAACGCAUGGGGAAAGUUUGCCAGUAGCUUUAUAGUUUUACUGUGGUUCCAGUUGGAAAAAACAUAAAUAUUACAUAAAGUUCUAAUGAAAGAUUCCGAAAAGUUAGUUGUAAAUGUGGUUGUCAAUAUUGUUUUUUGAUUUUUCUUCAAAGACUUUUCCCUAAAGAGAAAAAGACACAUAAAAAUAAUUUUUGUAUGGUGGGUAUUUGACACCAUCUCUUGGUAUAUAUUGUCUUUGCAUAAUAAUGUUGUAAAUGAGCAUGUAACACAUGCUUAAUAAAUAUAUUUGCACUUGGAAUUGGUCUUUUCAACUAACGAAUGUGUUCUACCUGGAUUUUGAUCAUAUUUAUGUUUGUAAUAUAUUCAUAAAUAUCACAUUUCGGAUUAAAUGCAUGUAUUUGGAUAUAAACAACGAAUUUACAUUCAAUUUAUUAGACAUGCCUCACAGGCUUGUUUAGAGCAUUAAUAUGGAGAGAUAAUAUAUACUUAGAGGUGAUCCCAAAUGCCCACUGUACGAAAAUAGUUUCAAAUACCCUUAUCUGCUGACAGAAAAAUUGAAAAAAAUAUUAA
Molecule: messenger RNA, 2795 nt
Organism: Liolophura sinensis
Lineage: Eukaryota; Metazoa; Mollusca; Polyplacophora; Chitonida; Chitonidae
Product: leucine-rich repeat-containing protein 23-like
Cellular component (GO): cytoplasm
Molecular function (GO): protein binding
Source: RefSeq, a predicted model, not a curated record